Molecule: messenger RNA, 1385 nt
Organism: Syngnathoides biaculeatus (alligator pipefish)
Lineage: Eukaryota; Metazoa; Chordata; Actinopteri; Syngnathiformes; Syngnathidae
Product: synaptosomal-associated protein 25-A-like
Exons: 9
Coding region: 702-1316 (204 amino acids)
Biological process (GO): exocytosis; synaptic vesicle fusion to presynaptic active zone membrane; synaptic vesicle priming
Cellular component (GO): synaptobrevin 2-SNAP-25-syntaxin-1a-complexin I complex; plasma membrane
Molecular function (GO): voltage-gated potassium channel activity; SNAP receptor activity; syntaxin-1 binding
Source: RefSeq, a predicted model, not a curated record
UGUUCUAGAAGUCAACCAUCACUGCAGCCUUCUGUCACUCGGGUCUUUGUGACCAAAGAGUGGCCCGACUGAACCCUGUCUUCAGUGCAAGAAAUUUGCUAAAAACAAUCGUCAAUGGCUUCUAAUUGAUGAAAUAUAUAAGAUUCUUUGGUCUGAUAAGAUCAAGUUCGAACCUUUUUGGUGUUCAUUCCAAGUGGUAUGUGUGGAGAAAACUAGGCACUGCUCAUGACCCCAGCUGCAGGGACAGGAUGACCAGUUGCAGUCAAAGGAAAGAUGAAUGUGAUAAAGUACCGGAAUAUCCUGGACCAAAACCUUCUCCAGAUUGCGCAGGGCCUCAGACUGAAGCUUCACCUUCCAACAGGACAAUGACCCUUCGCACACUCUGUAUCUGUUCUUGAAUAGCCCAGGCAGAUCCCCGACUUAAACCCAAUCCAGCAGAUGUAAAAAUAGCUGUCUCCCAAGAUUUCCCCAUCCAACCCAUCAGAACUGGAGAGGAUCUGCAAGGAGGAAUGGCAGAAGAAACCCAAAUCCAGAGUCCCCAAGCGGGGGCGGGGGCGGGGGCGGCGCAGGUCGCAGGUCGCAGUUGCCACUGUGAGCGGCACCGUGCACGCCACGUUGGAAGAAAGACGAAGGAGACCACCACAACCACCGCCAAACCUGCUCAGAUACAUUGUCGGUGAGUUCAAGGUUCAUCACCCACCAUGGCGGACGAAGCGGAUAUGCGCAAUGAGCUGGCUGACCUGCAGACCCGCGCCGACCAGAUCGCCGACGAGUCUCUGGAGAGCACUCGCCGCAUGCUGGCUCUGGUGGAGGAGAGUAAAGAUGCUGGCAUCAGGACUCUGGUGAUGUUGGACGAGCAGGGAGAGCAACUCGAUCGCGUGGAGGAGGGCAUGAACAAGGUCAACGCAGACCUGAAGGAGGCCGAGAAAGAUUUAAAAGAUAUAGGCCAGUGCUGUGGGCUCAUAUGCCCGUGUAUUAAAAAGAUUAAGGGCGGCGGCCAGGCCUGGGGAGGCAACCAGGACGGUGUGGUCAACAGCCAGCCUGGCGCUCGGGUGGUUGACGAGCGCGAGCAGAUGGCCAUCAGCGGGGGCUUCAUUCGCAGGGUAACAGAUGACGCCCGGGAGACCGAGAUGGACGAGAACUUGGAGCAAGUGGGCGGCAUCAUCGGCAACCUGCGUCACAUGGCCCUAGACAUGGGCCAGGAGAUCGACACCCAGAACCGCCAGAUCGACCGCAUCAUGGAGAAGGCCGACUCCAACAAGACCCGAAUCGACGAGGCCAACCAGCGUGCGACAAAGAUGUUGGGCAGUGGCUAAAAAGCAGCACCCUGCACACAUAAACACAGACAUACACACACAUGUUCACACAAGUACAGAGAUACACAC